CGAAAAUAACACGAAAUGUGAACAAUAUGUCCGCCUCGUAUCGUCAACGUACCGUUUAGAAGUCUAUUUCGUUAUUAUUUCGACUCUACUGCGGUUAAUUAAUGAAAUAAGUAUAAAUAUAUCGGUAUUAUUGUGAUGCUAAUUCGCGAAAGUGACCAUUAAUUCGCGAAUUCCAAUUAUUUAGAAGUAAUUACCAGUAAUUACGCGGUCAAAGACGUAUCAAAAUCUACGUGAAAAGGCGCCAAAAUUAUAUCAUAUUUAAUCGUAAUAAGUAGUGAUCGAUCACGUAAUUAAUGAUAAAUCGGCGGAAUGUGAUUUCUGAAGAUAAUUACAUCAGCUUCGGUCUCCGGUCAACACGUCUUCAGCGGUUCGUUUCCAUCUUGGCCAUAUUCACUUCCAACACGAAGAAUUAUCAUCGUAAUGAACCAGUUAUAUCGACCGUCGGCCGCAGUAUUUACUUAAUUACCAUAAUCCACGAUUAUGCCUCCGACACCGGAUAAUCCGGCCGUAAUUGGCCAACACUUCAAUCAAGUCGAUACGAAUAACGUUAAUGAAAAAUGCAAAACCUACGAAUGCGCUUAUUGCCGCAAACGUUACGCUAUGAACGUCACUCGAAUGAAGCUACAUCUGCAAGCCUGCUCUCAAUGUCCGGUCGCAGUCAAGAAAACACUGAAUAUAAGACGUCACAAGAGCUCCUUACAGGCAGCUCUGAUGAAAAGUGAUUUAAUGGGAUCACCGGCUGUGUACGAACAUCUAAUCAAGAUGGAAGCACCUUCGCACGAGCUAGUUGAAAUGGAAGAAUCGCACCAAUACUCGGAAAAUGUCAGCUAUAUAGAUCGAGGAGGAGAUCGUAGCGAACCGAUGCAAAUUGGGAACGAUUCCCAACACGACAGCGAAGGUAACUCCAUAGUUUACCAGCAUUACACCAAGUUAGCUGAGAAACCCAACGAUAAAUGCGCCACGUACGAAUGUAAUUUCUGCAAAAAGAAGUACGCCAAGAACGUUACGAGAAUGAAGCAACAUUUAAUAGGAUGUUCGAAAUGCCCGAUCGAGGUACAACGAUCGUUUAAGAUUAAAAGGCACCUGAUCACCAGAGUGGAAGGUAUGUCGCGUAAUUCUGUCGAUAUGUACGAUUCGUUGGGCUCGUACGGUGCUCCUGAAUUUGUGGAAGUUGGCGAAAAUCAAGAAUCUAUGGAUUUCUCCAAUGUUUUGAAUUCUAUUCGUAAAUUGAGCAAAAGAGAAACUACGAUUAUUUGGACAUUGAUGGCUAGAGCGUGUUACGCCAGCGGUACUUCGUUUGAUUUUAUUGAAAAUCCAUUUUGGAUCGCGUGUUUCAAGAAAAUAAGACCGAAUUUAGCUCUUCCCACGAGACAUCAUCUGUGUACCACACUUCUAGAUAACGAAUACAUGUGUAUGAGAAGAGCGGUGGAGGAGAAGCUUCAGACGUCGGCUAGUUUAUCUUUGCAGCUUUUUGGAUGGUCGAAUUCAAAAGACGAUUCGUUAAUCAACAUGGUGAUCGUAACGCCGACCGGUCCAGUCCUGUACAAAACCUUAUUAGGAGGCGGCAAUCGCCACAGCGCGAAAUUCCUGCUGCAGCUUAUCCAUCAAGUAUUCGACAAAAUCGGCGCCGAAAAAUUCGUCUCGGUGAUGACAGAUAAUGUAAAAAACACGCAAAAAGUGGCGCAACUUUUCAAUAGCAAGUACUCGAGUAACAUUGCUUUCUACUGUUGCUCAGCUCUAUCACUCGGUUUCCUUUUACAAGAUAUCUGUCGUAUCGAGCCGAUUCGAAGCGUCACAAAUAUCGCCACCAGUAUAAUUCGUAAACUGAAAUCAUCAUUGACGCUGCGUAACAUUUAUACGGUGAUAUGUUCUCAAAUCGAUAAUGAAAAACCGUUGGAUUUAGUGCUGCCGAUUAAAUCGCAACGAGAUUCGAUCGUACAUUGCUUGGAGACUUUCAUCAGUAACGAGACGAAUCUGAAAUCUUUGGCUGUGCACGACGAGGCUGGAGUCGUUCUCGAGCUGACCAUCCACAAUAUCUUGGAUCCGGAAUUUUGGCUCAGCAUUAAGACUAUUUACGAUUUACUGAAACCUAUCUCGGAUAUUAUUAAUUUAUUGGAAAACGAACAAAACACACUGUCCGUACUUCCAGUAUUAUUUCAGACUAUUCGUAAACAUCUGAACUCUUUCAUUCCUAAACUGGCCGUUAAGAUGAAAUUCGACGCUAACGAAGCGUUCACCGCUUUCGAAGAACGUAAAAAUCUCGCCCUGCAUAGUAUCCAUUACGCUGCUAAUUUACUCGACCCUCGAACCAAAGGCGAAGCUUUGAACGGCGACGAAAUAAUCGAAGGUAUUUCGUAUAUUUCUUCGUUGGCUCCGAUCUUAGGCGUAAAUAAAACCGAAGUGAUCUCCGAUCUGGCUCUGUACCGUACCAAGCAAGGCCUAUGGAGUAAGAGUUUCGUAUGGGAAGCACUAGAAACACAUCCAGGCGAAGGUAAAGAACUACCGUCGACGUCUUGGUGGAACGGUAUCUGUUCUUCGUCUCCUCUGGCCAGGCUCGCAUCAGCCAUUUUACUCAGCCCGGCCACCACAGCUAGUUCUGAAAAAAGUUUCAAGUCGUAUGAUCUUCUACAAGCCAAACACUCCAAUAAUUUAUCUAGCUCGAGAGCUGCGAAGCUGGUCUUCAUUACGCAUAAUUUACGCAGUUUAGACGACGAAGUCAAGUACGAUAGUAUCAAGAAAACCAUGUCCAUCAACGAAGAUACCCCUAUGUUCAUGGAAGAAGAUCAGUAUUUGGCUGGAACUGAUACCGGAGAUGAAAGCAACAUGGGAGUUGCCGGAGCGAGUAUCGAAGAAGUCGAAGAAUACAUGACCGAAGCGUCGAUGCAAAUUUUACCAGAUAAUGCUACCUCUUCCCGGUACGAAGAAGAAGACGAAGACAGCGAUGGAAACGUGUCGAUUUAUGUGUAUUCCGAUAUAGACGAAUUAGACGACGAUUAGUGUUGAGAUGUUCCUACUAGAAGAUUAUAUUUUAUACGUGGUGAAAAGUAGGGUUUUUUGUAAUUAUUUUCCCACGAUAUUGUUAUUUUGUGCAUAUUCUGUACAGUAUUUGUGUUCGAAUUGUACCUACGUAAUUAGAUUGUUACUUUUAUUUAUUGCAUACUUUCGUAAAGUUUUCCAUUUUUUUCAGAGUGUUUGUUAUUUUACGUGUAUGACUUUUUUCCCUUAUGUCUGUAUAUUUUCAUCGUGUACCUAUUUUAGAAAAUAAAAUACAUAUUUUUUCA
This is a messenger RNA of Planococcus citri (citrus mealybug), 3281 nucleotides long. RefSeq lists its product as uncharacterized. Bases 481 to 2997 code for a protein of 838 amino acids. The record is from RefSeq and is a predicted model, not a curated record. Gene Ontology annotation, molecular function: DNA binding. NCBI's taxonomy places the organism in Eukaryota, Metazoa, Arthropoda, Insecta, Hemiptera, Pseudococcidae. The transcript is spliced from 7 exons.